CCACUCCAGCUGAGGUGUGAUCCUGCAGCUCCGGGGCCGCGCUGCUCACCUGUGGCUCAUCCACAGCUCGAUCCUCUGCAGCCUUUUACGCACAGAAACGCCACUUUUGAGACUGUUUUGUUUAAAAAACCUGGAGCUCCAGUUUGUGUGAAGGAGAAGAAACUCCUCAGUUCAUUCAUUCUGAGAAACACACACAGCUGCUGCUUCGUGUGACUCCCACAGCGCGUUGGAGCUGCGCUGCGCUUUUACGCACAGAAAACUAACUUUUACGCGUCCAACCUUUUUUUUGAAAGCGUCCCCAGGAUCCUGAUCUUUUUUGCAGAAAUAGAGAAACCCUUUCCUGCAGCUUUGUGAGUCCAGAGCUUCUCCAUCACAACGAUGCUGUUCGACAGCUUCGACCUCGUGUCGGCGCUGGCCACCCUGGCCGCCUGCCUGGUGUCCAUGGCUCUGCUCCUCGCCGUGUCGCAGCAGCUGUGGCAGCUCCGGUGGACGGCCACAAGGGACAAGAGCUGCAAGCUGCCCAUGCCGAAGGGAUCCAUGGGCUUCCCCUUCAUCGGAGAGACCUGCCACUGGCUCCUGCAGGGCUCGGGCUUCCACGCGUCGCGGAGACAGAAAUACGGAAACGUGUUUAAGACCCACCUCCUGGGACGACCUCUGAUCCGGGUGACGGGCGCCGACAACAUCCGGAAGGUUCUGAUGGGCGAGCACACGCUGGUGACCGUGGACUGGCCCCAGAGCACGUCCACGCUGCUGGGACCCAACUCGCUCGCCAACAGCAUCGGGGACAUCCACCGCAAGAGGAGGAAGGUGUUCGCCAAAGUGUUCAGCCACGAGGCCUUGGAGUCCUACCUCCCCAAGAUCCAGCAGGUCAUCCAGGAGAGCCUCCGGGUGUGGAGCUCCAACCCCGAGCCCAUCAACGUCUACAGGGAGAGCCAGCGGCUGUCGUUCACCAUGGCCGUGAGGGUGCUGCUGGGCUUCAGGGUGUCGGAGGAGGAGAUGAGGCAUCUGUUCUCCACGUUUCAAGACUUUGUCGACAACCUGUUCAGUCUGCCCAUAGAUCUUCCGUUCAGCGGCUACAGGAAGGGAAUCCGUGCACGAGACACGCUGCAGAAGAGCAUCGAGAAGGCCAUCCGGGAGAAGCCGCUGUGCUCGCAGGGGAAGGACUACAGCGACGCGCUGGACGUCCUGAUGGCGAGCGCCAAAGAGAACGGCACGGAGCUCACCAUGCAGGAGCUGAAGGAGUCCACCAUUGAACUGAUCUUUGCUGCCUUUGCCACCACCGCCAGCGCCAGCACCUCCCUCAUCAUGCAGCUCCUCCGGCACCCUGCCGUGCUGGAGCGGCUGAGGGAGGAGCUGAGGACCAGGGGCCUCCUCCAGAACGGCUGCCUGUGCCCCGGGGAGCUGAGGCUGGACACCAUCGUGAGCCUCAAGUACCUGGACUGUGUGAUCAAGGAGGUGCUGAGGCUGUACACGCCCGUGUCAGGGGCCUACCGGACCGCCAUGCAAACCUUCGAGCUCGACGGAGUCCAGAUUCCCAAAGGCUGGAGCGUGAUGUACAGCAUCCGGGACACCCACGACACGUCCGCGGUCUUUAAAGACGUGGACGCGUUCGACCCCGACCGCUUCAGCCAGGAGCGCGGCGAGGACAAGGAGGGACGCUUCCACUACCUGCCGUUCGGAGGCGGCACCCGGUCCUGUCUGGGCAAGCAGCUCGCCACCCUCUUCCUCCGCAUCCUCGCCAUCGAGCUGGCCAGCACCAGCCGCUUCGAGCUGGCCACCCGGCAGUUCCCCCGCGUGGUCACCGUACCCGUGGUCCACCCGGUCGACGGGCUGAAGGUCAAGUUCUACGGCCUGGACUCCAACCAGAACGAAAUCAUGGCCAAGACAGAAGAUCUGCUGGGAGCAACAGUUUGAA
Limanda limanda (common dab) is the source of this 1915-nucleotide messenger RNA. It is a transcript of the gene cyp26b1, whose product is annotated as cytochrome P450 26B1. The coding region runs from base 379 to 1914 and encodes 511 amino acids. Gene Ontology annotation, biological process: sterol metabolic process. The record is from RefSeq and is a predicted model, not a curated record. The transcript is spliced from 7 exons. Gene Ontology annotation, molecular function: monooxygenase activity; oxidoreductase activity, acting on paired donors, with incorporation or reduction of molecular oxygen; heme binding. NCBI's taxonomy places the organism in Eukaryota, Metazoa, Chordata, Actinopteri, Pleuronectiformes, Pleuronectidae.